CGGUAGGUUGUUAUAUUAUUAUAUUCAUCAAUUAUCAUAAUUAUUAUAUUGAUAAGUUCUUGUAUAGAUAUUUGCUAAGUCAUUAAUAAAUUUUUCCCGUAGAUAUUUUUUAUCUCGUUGACGAAUUUUUAGAUACCUACUAAUUUAUUUGCAAAUUUUAAUACUAAUAAAAUUAUUAGCGAAUUUCAAUUUUAGAUAUAAACGAACAGUCAUUUAUGAACUUUUCCAGUAAAUACCUAGUAUUAGUCGAUGAAAAAUUUUUUCAAUAGAUACUUAUUAAGCCAUUGACGAGCUUUUUCUGUACAUACCUAUAAAGUCAUUGACGAACUUUUUCUGUACAUAUCUAUAAAGUCAUUGACGAACUUUUUCUGUACAUACCUAUAAAGUCAAACGAAUUAUAUAUGAUUUUAUAUAACAGUAUAAGUAAAUUAUUGAUAAAUUCUUCUUUAGAUAUAUCAAGGAAGUUAGACAUAAUCUAUUAUAUGGCAAUAAAUAAAAUUCAUUGAUGAAAUUAAACACAUGUUGAUAAAUUGUUAAAAAAAAAGUAAGGCAGCGAUAAUAUAUGGCUUUAAAAUUAAAUAAAAUUUAUGAUAAAAAAUAAAUUGGUGAAAAUAAAAAUAUUAAUAACGUUAAAAGUAUUGUUGAAAACGUGACAAAAUAAAACAAUUUUAUAACGCUGUCAUUUUUAAAAAGGUUCUUAUCCAAAUGGGCACGAUCCUGAAGAAUGGAGGUCGAGGGUUGAAGGUCGAAGGAAGCGUAGGGGUGAGUUUAGUUGCGACGUUCCUUCACAGUGUAACCCAUAGUGAAGGCCAUGACAUGUGUUGGCGGCGGGGGCGACGACGCAACUACUACAAAUAGGCCGUAGCUCCGUCGAAAGCAUCUAUCCAUGCGAGCGGACUAGUCGCGUGCUCCUUCCUUACCAGGUGAGUAAUCCUUUCAACCUAGGAAUGUAAUCCACUUCAAAAGACUUUCCACCCGUUCGUGUUUCAUCGGCUUAGUCAGGAAUUCUUUUAUCAAUACGUAAAAUUCUCUGUCUCGUGGGUGUGUUGAAUGGCCGCGUGGAUAUGGCAGGGGAAUAUUUUGAGACGACGUAUGUACCGGAAAUCAAGGAUGCCGAGAGCAAAGAGCGAGAAAGACAACUCGUUCAAGAGGGCACGGCUAUGUGGAAGCACCAGAAGGAGGAGUUUCUACGUCAAAAACAUCGAGAACAACGAGAAUUGCGAGAGAUUCUGGAGAACUACUCGCCUUGGGGUAAACCAGGCGGUGGUGCUCCGUGCCCAGCAACCUUAAGAAAGAAAAAUGUUCUUUUGGAGCCAUUGGAACCCAUCAAGAAUCAUAUGGCUGGUCAGGGAUGGACUAGUGAUUCGACGAUCCAGAGGCUUUUUCAUAAAAGGGACAUCGAUCCUCUGACUAUUCCAGACAUGAAUAAAUUCUUCGAUUCGAAUGUGGAACCGGAUAUCGGAUCGCAUUUACAAUCAUCAAGGGGUACAAGAAGUCUCUACAACGAGGAGGUCCAGGUGUAUAAGCUCACUGGUGGUGUAGAAUUAGUGCCGUUGUUAACUAGCAGACGUUAUCAUUCACAACCGCAGACUGUUCGCUAUCAUGUGACUGACAUUACUCGGCCAGGAUAUACGAUAGAAUCCCUGCGUUCACUCGAAAUUUCUAACAGAAAGUACAUCGCAGAGCUUGCUGAACAGAUACGAUGGAAACAAGAUAAAGCAUGCGAGGAACGUCGUGCGGAACAAGAAAGCUGCAGACGACAUUUUGAUACCUGGCGAAAGCUCUGGGGUAGACCGGGUCACGGUGCACCCAUAGAUCAUGUUCACAGAAACAAUCUUUAUAAUAUUCUUUAUCGUCCAGUUAUCUAUUGAAUUUCUACGCAACAUGCCUCGUGACUUGGAAACUUAUAAACGAAAUUGGAUACCAAUGGUAUUAGAAAGCUUUCACUGUUAUCUUCGUUAAUAUUUCAAUCCACUUUUGUAGAUAUCAUCGAAUUAGAUCUGAGAGAUCAAAAAUAACGAAAGGAAAAAAAAAUAAAAGAGAAUGUUUGCAUAUCUUGCCGAAGAACAGUCACGAAUCGAUAAACAUUUUGAAGAUUAGAUUCUUCUUGUAUCAUUACGAUGAAUCUUAGAGAAAUAAGAUAAAUCUGAAAAAGAUACUUUGUUAUCGUUUAUAUCAUGGUGAAUUGCCCGGAGAUGAAAAAGCGACAAGUUUGUCAGCAGCCUAUUAAAUUUUAUGAAAGUCUGUCGCUAGGAGCUACGAAGAGACGUUUGAUAUACCUGCACCGUGGGACGUAGAUCGCGAUUGACCAGACCUCAAAGGAGCAAUCUCGAGAGGGGAUGCAGCUCGAUCGACGGGUAUUAAAUUUCAUGAACGCCAAGGAACGAUCAUUUGAAUAUAUGUAUGGCCAGGGUUAGAAAGUGCCCUUAGUCGUUGUUGUCAAAAGAAACUGCGUCCAUGUUCGAAGGUGGAAUUUUAAGUUCUCUAAGAAUUCUUCUUGUCGCGUAGAAAAAUAUAUCCGAUCAUAAAAUUAAAUUUUUAUUUUAAAUAAUGAUCCUUGUUACAGAAAAGAACAUUUUGUGACAUUGGAAAUUUUACAUAAAGGGAGCAAUGCGAGCAUAUAAAUUAACAAAGUUUGAGCGAUUAAUUUUUAAAUAAUAUUCAAGUACGAUAGACAUCGCUAGAAAUUGACAUUUUUUCGAUAAUUAAUAGUUUCAUGGUGGUCGCUUGUACUUGAUUCACUCGAUAUAUGUUAAUUAACAUGGACGUUAGACCGAGAACGACAGAGAGUUGUCUUACUAAUACAGUCAUAAUUUAAUUGGGCUUACUUCAAGCGAUAUGAUUCUUGGUUUAUACCUUCAAAGGAUCAAGUGCCUCUCUAUUUUUUCUCCCUUCUCCCUAGUAAAGAGAAACAACGAAUCCUUUUCUCUUUCCUGUUUUGCUAGAAAAACGACUCCUGGUAACCUCGCACAUUCUCUCUAGUCUCACAUUUCCCCCGCCUUUAUUCCCCUACAGACCUACUCUCACUCUCUUCUCCCCCUCUUUUCCCUUUCCUCAUUCAGCGGUAGCGCGUUGUGCAGUUAUACGAGCAACUACUGUGUUUUCCCUAUUGUCUGACUAUUGUGUACCCGUUACCACUAUGCGUCGGACCGUUUGUAUAAAGGGUGAUUCAUUUUCAGCGAAAUAUCAGUUCCUGCGCCUCAUGAAUUUCAACUCUCGCAAGCGCGUAAAACCACGCGUCCUGUAUAUUUAUUUCUCUUGCUACGCGUAUAUCCCUCUUAUUCUCUCUCUUCCGUAUCCAUUUCCCGUUACGUCUUCCGUUCUCUCUCCCUAUCACGUUACACCUCUAUCUUCCUUUACUAUCUAUGCGUUUUCUAGCGAGAUGACGUUAGCCCGAUUACUGCCCAGCGCGUGGUUUUGUGCAAGCGAGAAUCACCGGACCUCGUUACACACUUUUCCUUCCUUUUUCCAUCCUAAAUAAUUCUCUUAUCACGAUUAUUGUGAACGGAUGAAUCGUAAACCCCAUUUAAAUUUCUCGGUUCUUGCUCUGAAGCAUAGAUAACGAGUGAUAUUGGUAUUUAAUAGAUUAGAUGCGUAUUAGAUUCUUUAUUAUAAUAGAUAAGCAGGAUCAUACUGACGAAAAGUCGUAUACAACGAAUAAAUAUAUAUUAUGAUUAUAUUUCAAGAUUUUAUUCAUUAGAAAUAUAUUUGUAAUCUUUACAGUAAUAUGAUUACGACGAACGUUUGCGAUGAUUCAAUCGAAUGUAAAGUUUUAAACAAGAGGAUCGAUUUAAAGUGUAGAUUUGAAAGGGAGGAUGGACGGAUAAGAAAAAUUUGCGAAUCUCGAGAGUUGCAAACCGAUAUCAGAAAUCCUCUAGAACAUCCGCGCCCAUCGAAGGAAUAAUAUUUGUUCGCGGUUUCAUCGUGAUGUACGUGACGUGAUAGUAGAUGGUCUAUAUGGAUAUACCUUCAUUUACGUAUGUAUGCGUGCAUGACGUGGAACUCAUAUUCGUUCUUUCUCACGGAGUUUCCGUUCGGCUAGACAACGAAGGAUAGUAUGGCAAAUUUGAAUUUCGAUAUGCUGCGACGACUUCUCUUUUUCCAAGAUUUUUUUUAUGCAGAUCUUUAUCAAAUCUUCACAGUAUUGAAACAGGAUUGGAAAGUUAUUUUGUCGAUUCCUUUAUUCUGCCAUAUGUAUGUACUAUUUCAAUAAUUAAAAUAAAAAUAUCUAAUACAUAAAACACUUAGAAAUAUGUUUAGCCAAAUAAGAAAUAGUAAAUAUCAACGUUACUGUCAUUAUCGAUUUUAACGAGAAAAUUUUUCGAUAUUUUAUUUAAUCUAGUUGCUUUCAUAAAUAAAAGAAUCAAAACCAUUUCUCAUCAAUAAGGGACGAAGCGAGAGAUGCUCUGUGAACGUUUACUGUUCAUGCGUGACUGAGAAGUAUUCAUUCUAUAUAGUAAAAACCGUGAUCGUUUCGGGUCUCAAUAGUAGCAAUGUGUACCGAGUCGAAGAGGAACACAGAGAAGAGAAAGAGAGAUGGAUAUAGAGAAGCGAAAAAUGCGAAAUCUUGUUAUCGCGGUGACUCGAACGACGAGCUAUUCAUCAAGCGUAUCAUUUCCACAUAGCUCGGCCGCGGUGCAGUGAUGAAUGCGCGCUCGUAAUUAGAAUUUUUUUCGGUAUAUACAGGGUGUAUAUAAAUUAUAAGUACAAGCCUUAUGGAUAGAUAGAAAUCAUUGAAAAAGGAACACAAAUGUUUAAUUAU
Vespa velutina is the source of this 4762-nucleotide messenger RNA. RefSeq lists its product as uncharacterized. The transcript has 7 exons. Lineage: Eukaryota; Metazoa; Arthropoda; Insecta; Hymenoptera; Vespidae. Bases 1065 to 1871 code for a protein of 268 amino acids. The record is from RefSeq and is a predicted model, not a curated record.